UUAGUGUCCUUGGAGUUAAAUAAGCUAAUACUUAGACACCUCUGGCACAAGCAAUUAUGUUUGUGUAUUGAAUAAUUGAUUCAAAGAGGGGGGAAGGGCUGCUAAUCAGAUCGGAGCAUAAUGAAUUGAUUUAAUUAACAGGGGAAUCCUCGGGUCGCCGCAAAGAAGCGCGCGCGGCGCAUUUAUUGCUCGGAGCGGAGCGGGGCGCGCACAGACGCGCGCACGCAGGCGGCGGGAGCACUUUGUCACGUUGGCGAUUGGAUUUGUUUGAAUGUACUUGUCGUCUGGGAGCGAAUGAGAGCGCAUUCGCAUCCGGGAGAAGAGAAAGCUCAGCCCGGCUCGGCGUGCGCCUCAUCCGCCCCUCCAGCGCGCACCGCACGGCGCAUUCAGACCACAUUUACGCCUCCCUCUUUUUCUUUUUCUUUUCCUUUUUUUCUCUCUCUCUAAAUAUUCGCAUGGAAGUCAUUCAAAGCGGUUCGGGCUUAUUUGAUUUGGGCUGCGGUUCAAGUGCGGAGACGCGCAUCCGGCCACGACAGUCGGCGGCGUGCUAACUCUCGGUCCUGUUUUCCCAGAGAGGUGCGUCUUUCAUCCGGUUUUUCUCCGAACGACACAGAAAGACAUUCCCGGUGAGACGCUCCGAGCGGAGCCGGCCGCGCAGCCUAACUGGAGCCAAGGACGGAUCGGCCGGGGAAGGACUCGUCGUUCCUCAGGACCAUGGUGCUGGACAAGGAAGAAGGUGUGCCGAUGCUCUCCGUCCAGCCCAAAGGGAAACAGAAGGGGUGCGCUGGCUGCAAUCGCAAGAUUAAAGACCGCUACCUACUCAAGGCUCUGGACAAAUACUGGCAUGAGGACUGUCUCAAAUGUGCCUGCUGCGACUGCCGCCUUGGGGAGGUGGGCUCCACCCUUUAUACGAAAGCCAACCUCAUCCUGUGUCGCCGGGACUACCUAAGGCUCUUUGGUACUACAGGAAACUGCGCAGCCUGCAGUAAACUGAUCCCAGCCUUUGAGAUGGUGAUGAGAGCCAGAGAUAAUGUUUACCAUUUGGACUGUUUUGCCUGUCAGCUUUGUAACCAGAGGUUUUGCGUGGGCGACAAGUUUUUCCUUAAAAACAACAUGAUUUUGUGUCAAAUGGACUAUGAGGAGGGUCAGCUGAACGGGAGCUUCGAGUCGCAGGUCCAAUAGUGGGAGCCUUGUAACCGUGGCAGCGACAAUCAGCUCCACGCGUUCCACCACACUAUGGAUGUUCUGCUGCACUUGGAAAAAAAAGACAAGCGUCUGUCUGCUUGCCUGCAAUACUUUUUAAGACCCCUUUAUUAGUUCCCGAGGACUCCAUUGUAAAUCUUCAACUUUUUGCCCCCCAACACUGAGCAGUUACAAAUGUUGAUGUACAGUUGUGCCUGCUUAGCUGAGCACUACAUUGCUUGUACGUUUUGUGAAAUCGGUUUCCAGGUUUGUUUUCUUUUAGAAAUGGUUACUUGGAGGGUAUGUACAGUACAUGUUUUCUCUGUACAUAUAAACUGGAACAUUUAUUUUAUGAAAUGUAAUGCAAUUUUAUUACUAGUGUGAAUUAAAGAUUCUUAAAUGUUCACAGUGAGUUUUUUUUUUUUUUCUUCCUCUUGUACCAAAACCAAAGUUGUUGGAGAGGGAGUCCAUCGCUUGAUUGAAAUGUAAUCACGUCUCCAAAACGGCAAAGGUGGGAAAAGGCCUUGCAAGAGAAAUUAUAUUUGAAGUCGUUCUUGAAAUCAUCAUGCAACAAAAUGUGUUUUGUUACAUUGUACAGAGCUCUGAUGGAAUUAGAUAAACUGUU
Phycodurus eques (leafy seadragon) is the source of this 1807-nucleotide messenger RNA. It is a transcript of the gene lmo1, whose product is annotated as LIM domain only 1. Gene Ontology annotation, cellular component: nucleus. The transcript is spliced from 4 exons. NCBI's taxonomy places the organism in Eukaryota, Metazoa, Chordata, Actinopteri, Syngnathiformes, Syngnathidae. Gene Ontology annotation, molecular function: DNA-binding transcription factor binding; transcription coactivator activity. The record is from RefSeq and is a predicted model, not a curated record. Gene Ontology annotation, biological process: positive regulation of transcription by RNA polymerase II. Bases 715 to 1182 code for a protein of 155 amino acids.